AUGCUUCAGCCUCUCACCAGCAGCAGUGCGCCUGAGCCCCGCCCUGCACUGCCGCCCAUCUCCCUGGUGACAGCUCCCUCCCUGUCACCCCCAGACAGGGCUGCUCCUGGCCCCCCGGGGACCCCAACACCCACCCUCUCUUCGCUGCCUGGAGGAGUGCACAGGACUGCGGCCAAGGCGGCCGAGGAGGCGGGCCAUCUCCUGACCGCCCUUCGGUCUUGGCCUCAGGGCCCCCCCACCGCUCCCCUGAAGCCAGCUCUCCCCCUGAGAGUGCAGCCAGAGGCGCUGGGCCGGCCCUCUCGCCCAGGUGUGGGCACAGCCACGUUGCUGCUGAGAACAAGGGCUAAUUUCCACCAGCCCCUGUGCGGGGAGGAGGUGGACCAGGCUCUGCCGGGCAACAUUGGCCAUUGGCUCCCUCAAGCCAGCCCCUGGGGACACAGAGGAAGCAGAGGGGACGGGGAGAGGCAGGAGGCCACCGCCAGCACCCAACCCCUCCCGAACCCGGCGCCUGCAGCUGAGCAGACUCCCAGGGAUCCCGAGGAGGUGCUGGGCAAAGCCGGACCAACAGCCAGGGCAGCCACAGGCCAAGGGCCCCUCAAGCCCUCACACCACGCCCAGUUCACGUGCACGGCCUCCCUGGGCCCCCUUCAGGGGCCGUGGGAAGGGGGCUUGGGGGGCCACGGCCCGGGGGUCAAGCGCCUGCCCCAGUGCACAGACCAAGCUGCACAUCCACAGGCUGCUCCUCUGGAAGCUCAGGGCAGGUUUGUCCCAGCCAGGCCCCCAGCCUCCACGGCCCUGAGCACCGGCAGCCCCAAGGUGGGAGAAGAGGCCCCUGAGGCUCAGGGGGGCCUAGCACUGGCCACACUCCCACGGCCACUUGGGGAGGGGCCACCCCGCCCACACCAGCUCCUGGCCCCUGACCGGCUGGGGGCCCUUGCCCGGUGGCCCCCCGGGCAGCGCUGCCCAGCCAUCAGCUGUUCCAUCAACCUUGACCCAUCAGGAACACCCCAGGUGGGCCUCCCUUCUUCACCCCGGCCCUUGGGAGAGGGCCCCUCCAGAGGGCGCCCAGGAGAGGCCUGGCGCCCCUCACUGCCCCCCUACUUCCGCCCCACCAUCUCCAGCGGCUUCAUCUCCUGCACGGGCCAGUGCCUCACCCCCUGGCAGGCACCCCUGUCACAGGACUGCCCGGGACCCCCAGCAGCCCCAAACACCGUGGCCCCAAGCCCACGGCUGCGACUCCGGGACCCCAGGUCUCUGGCCUGGGCAGACUCGGUGGUCCCCGGGGCUGACUGGCGGCUCUCAGGUAGCCGGGAGGACAGGAGCUUGUUAUUUCAGAUGAGCAGAGCUGCCCCUGCCAGAGGCAAGACGGAUGAGGGUGAGGGCCUGGCUCAGGGACCCCUUCACCCUGCAGCCUUGUCCAGCCCCUCCUCCACGGCCUGUAAAGGCCCCUCGGAGCUGCCGCCUGCCCCGCCUCCCACCACCCUCCCAGCCGGUCCCGUGGGAGGAGGUGGGCUCUGGACCGAUCUGUCCAGCUCCCCUGGGGCAGGGCUGGUGCCCCGAGGCUGGCACCCUGUUGGGCACUCCCUCUUCCUUCCCACCGCCCGAAAUGUCAUGCAGCAAACAGCUCCCAGGCCGGGCCUCGAUCCUGCCCGGGUCCGCGGGUCUCAGUGGCCAUGGGGCCAGGGCUCCCAGCUGGUGUCCCCCAAGCCCAGCAGCAGCCCUUCUACUAUCACCAGCCCCCAGAGAGCAAAGGGCAAGCCCAGCUCAUCAGCAGGUCCUGUCUGCUCGGCCCCUCUCACACCUCCACCUGGGCGGCUGCCCUGGGACCAGAGUGUCCCAGCGCAGGCCCGGGCGGUGAAGCUGUCCUUGGUGUGGAGCCCCCAGGAAAGGAGCGUGUCUUUGGGGCAGCUCCCUCCGGCCGGGAGCCAUGCUGCGGGAGGGCCUGGGCUGCGGGUCCCAGCAGUCGUGGGAGUUGGGUGGGUGAAGCACGUGCUGAAGGGCGGCAGGGACCCUCCAACAUCCUUCCUAGUCUUCGGCCAGUCUCUUGAGAUUCAAGUCGGAUCAAGACCUCCCUUGUUGGGCCUCCCAGCCCGGGAGGCGGCAGCCACUUGCCUCAGGCCACGCCCCCUCCCGGCCGCCUGCGCCCGCUUCCCCAUCCCCCGAUCCCCGCACUCUCGGCUGCGCCUCGAAUUGCCCUCGUUCCUGCCUGCCUGUCGCCCUAGAGCACCAGGUGGACAGAGGCAGGGACAGCCGUCCGGCACCCCUCAGCGCCUAACCCAGGGCCUGAACGUGGGGAGCCGAGGCUGCGGAGGAGGCAUAGGGAAGGCGCCGAAGGAAGAGCACCCAGGGCUCUUCUGGAUAGUUCGGGGACCUCGACGCCCGGGCAGCGCGGUGCACGCCGUCCUGGACCGAGGGCCCCGCACAUCUGCCCCCUCGCCGCUCGCUGCCCCUCGCCGCUUGCUGCCGGCGCCGUGCGCUCCCCCUACGCCCCUUCCCGGCCGCUCGGCCCAUCGCGGUCUCGGCGCUCGCAGCCUGGCGCGCAUCUCCGCGCUGCGGGCCUCAGUUUCCCUGCCGCCCGCGGCCGCGAGGACCCGCGAGGACCCGCGAGGGGCUCAGGCCGGGCCGUUGGCGCAGCGGGGAGGCCGCGGAGUCCGAGGUCUGCGCCACAUCGACCUCCACGCCGGCACGCGGGACGCGAAGGGCCUCCUGGGAACCGGCUGGGAGAGGUCGGGCUGGAGCCCCGCCAGGGACAGUGAAGCAGGACUGAGUGCCCUCUGCGACCGCCGUGUCGGAGGCCGGGGACAGCUGGCGGUCCGAUCCCACUUGGCCACCGCCGCCUCCAGGUCCCAUCCUCUCCAAAGACGCCCCCAGUCUCGGCCGGCCGGCCAACCCCGCACGAGUGCGCAACCCCAGGGCGCAAACAGUUCCGGGUGGGCCCCCAACGACGCUCCCCCUGCAAGCCCCACCCUCAGCACGGCACCGGCUGCCCCCCUUGCCCGGGGAUCUCUCGGGGUCUUCCCCGUGUCCACCCGUCUGUCCAGCGCGGAUGGCGGCCCGGCUCUGGGUGGUCAGAGGAAGGCCCAGGCACUGUCCAGACACUGCCGUCAGGUGCCCGAACCGCCGUCCCAGGACGGGCUGGAGACCUGUGACAAACUGUCAUGA
Mesoplodon densirostris (Blainville's beaked whale) is the source of this 3162-nucleotide messenger RNA. Its product is annotated as nascent polypeptide-associated complex subunit alpha, muscle-specific form-like. The record is from RefSeq and is a predicted model, not a curated record. The coding region runs from base 1 to 3162 and encodes 1053 amino acids. NCBI's taxonomy places the organism in Eukaryota, Metazoa, Chordata, Mammalia, Artiodactyla, Ziphiidae. The transcript is spliced from 19 exons.